Messenger RNA from Gracilinanus agilis (Agile Gracile Mouse Opossum), 2310 nucleotides. It is a transcript of the gene CIAPIN1, whose product is annotated as cytokine induced apoptosis inhibitor 1. Gene Ontology annotation, molecular function: iron-sulfur cluster binding. Gene Ontology annotation, cellular component: cytoplasm. Lineage: Eukaryota; Metazoa; Chordata; Mammalia; Didelphimorphia; Didelphidae. The record is from RefSeq and is a predicted model, not a curated record. Bases 202 to 1140 code for a protein of 312 amino acids. Gene Ontology annotation, biological process: iron-sulfur cluster assembly. The transcript has 9 exons.
GUCUCCGGGACGUAAGUACCUUGUUCUCUCGCGAGAAUCCGACGGUGCGCAGCCGGCUGCUGAAGAGUGGCCUCUUGGUUGAGCGUUGGCCGUCCCUGCGUCGGAUUAUUCCGCUUCCUCUUAUCCAGUUACCUCGCCACACUUGGGAAUCCCAGUUCCUUUUCGGAAGAACUCUGUUUUCAGGUUGUUGACAUUGCAACAAUGGCAGAGUAUGGAAUAUCAACUGGGCAGCGUGUGGCAGUGAUCUGGGAUAGGUCAUCUCCAGUGGAGGCUCUGAAAGGUCUGGUGGAUAAACUACAGGUACUAGCUGGUGAUGAGAGUCACGUGUCUGUGGAAAACAUCAACCAACUGUUACAGUCUGCUCAUAAAGAAUCUAGCUUCGAUGUUGUUCUGUCGGGUCUGGUUCCAGGAAGUACAACCGUGCAUAGCACUGAGAUUUUGGCAGAAAUUGCUAGAAUCCUUCGACCAGGUGGGCAAGUCCUUCUGAAAGAGCCAGUGGAGACAACUUCAGUACAUGAAAGCAGAGUGAAGACAGCAGCUAAACUCUGCUCAGCCCUAACACUUUCCGGGCUUGUGGAAGUGAAGGAGUUGCAGAAGGAGUCCUUAACCCCAGAGGAGGUACAGUCAGUACAGGAACACUUGGGUUACCAGAGUGACAGCCUGGUCUCUGUUCAGGUCACAGGCAAAAAACCAAACUUUGAAGUAGGCUCUUCUACUCAGCUUAAACUUUCCUUUCCCAAGAAGACUGCUGUUUCAGAGAAACCUGCUGUGGACCCUACUGCUGUCAAGCUGUGGACACUUUCAGCCAGUGACAUGAACGAUGAUGGCAUGGAUCUCAUUGACUCUGAUGAACUCUUGGAUCCAGAGGAUUUGAAGAAGCCAGAUCCAGCUUCCCUACGGGCUGCUUCGUGUGGAGAAGGGACAAGAAGGAAGGCCUGUAAAAACUGCACGUGUGGCCUAGCAGAAGAACUGGAGCAGGAGAAAGCAAAGGAGCAGAGGAAAUCCCAACCCAAGUCAGCUUGUGGAAAUUGUUAUUUGGGUGAUGCCUUCCGCUGUGCCAGCUGCCCCUACCUUGGGAUGCCAGCCUUUAAACCUGGGGAGAAAAUCCUUUUGAAUGAAAAAAAUCUUCAUGAUUCCUAAAAGGCAAAAUCACUGGGACUUGUGGAGGUUAUUCCAUUCCAAAAACUGACUUCAGCACUCAUUUCAGGAAUCCUUCAAGUCCUGCCUGUUUGUCUCCUGCCUCUCUGAUUCUGCCUACAUUCUGUGUUGGGAUCCCAGAUGGGGUUGGCUUGAUAGACAUGCAGAAAUUGGGGUAUAUAUGCUGCUAUGAACCAAAGGAUUGAGAUAUAAUCAGCCAGGUUAAUUUGCAUUGGGCUGUCUGAUUCCUCAGUGGGACUUGAAUUGAAGGUAUAGGGAGAUUCCAUCUAAUUAAUGGUGGCAGAAAGGAGUUAUUUUCAUUGAGAAGCCACCCUCUCUAUGUUAAUAUUUGGGAACCUGAUCACAUCAUUUAGGACCUGAGCCCAUCUUCUCUGUUGCCUUGGAUCAUAUCGUCUUUGAACAUAGUUAUCCCUUGGUGUUAAACUUCUGUGAUGCAUCUCCAGAUCACAGAUCUGUCUUCUAAAUUUAUUGAUAACAAACUACUUGUUCUAUGAGCAAGCACAUUGUUAUUAUUGGAAAAAAUAACCGAGUGGUAUAUAAACUCCUUACAGUAUCUAGCUUCUAGUCCAAAUGGAUUCGUGAAAGCUUUUGAUCCAUUCAUGUUUUUGAAUCAAACUCAGCCUCACUGUUUCAGACCAUUAUUGUGAUCUGACCAUUUGGCAAUUAGUAUUGGAGCUGUAUCCAUUUUCCAUAUCUGUGAAUUUGUAGGUGAUAGAAUGAUGCACUCCUAUAUACUAGCUCCAGGGUGUGUGUGUAUAUCUGUAAGAGAAAGAGUUGACCCUGCAGAAACCAAAACACUUUCACCUAAAUGAAGGGCCUAAGCUCCCUUUUUUUCUUUAGAGUACAUUCAUACUUAUUAUCCUAGCUGAUGGCAUAUCAGGGGAGUCAGUGUCAUAAACAACCCUUCAGUUAUGAAAUGGAGUGUCUUUUCUUCAUCUACCCAGAAGUAUUCUGUGUGGGGAUCUACAGAUCAGGACUCAAACUGGCUAUAAUUUACUUUGUGCAAGACUCACUUUUGUCUUUCUUGCUAUUGACCCGUAAGGACUGGGAUCCUGUUUUGACAAAUGUUGACAAAUGUGUGGAUUUAGGGGAACUGAAAUUUCAGCUGUGUGACUGAUAAAUAAAAUAUUUAAGUGGUUUUAGUCUUUGAAA